CGGGAAAGAGGAGGAGGGUCGGAGAGGCCCGGCUUUAUAAGGGCUGCUGGAACCGCGCUGCCCGCCAGACCCCGCCGCCCGGAUCCCCUGCUCUGCCCGCCGCCCCACGUGACCGCGCCAACCCCAAGAGCCACCUCAGAGCCCGCUCGCCAUGGCCCUCUUUGGGGCCCUCUUCCUAACGCUGCUGGCAGGCGCUCACGCCGAGCUCCCCGGCUGCAAGAUCCGCAUCACCUCCAAGGCGCUGGAGCUGGUGAAGCAGGAAGGGCUGCGCUUUCUGGAGCAAGAGCUGGAGACCAUCACCAUUCCGGACCUGCGGGGCAGAGAAGGCCAGUUCUAUUACAACAUCUCUGAGGUGAAGGUCUCCGAGCUGCAGCUGACAUCCUCUGAGGUCUAUUUCCAGCCAGAGCAGGAGCUGCUGCUGCAAAUCACCAACGCCUCCUUGGACCUGCGCUUCCGGAGACAGCUUCUUUACUGGUUCUUCUACGAUGGGGGCUAUAUCAACGCCUCCGCCGAGGGCGUGUCCAUCCGCACGGCUUUGCAGCUCUCCCGAGAUUCCAGUGGCCGGAUCAAAGUGGCCAACGUCUCCUGCCAGGCCUCUGUCUCCAGAAUGCACGCGGCCUUCGGGGGAACCUUAAAGAAAGUGUAUGAAUUCCUCUCGACGUUCAUCACCUCGGGGAUGCGAUUCCUCCUUAAUCAGCAGAUCUGCCCCGUGCUCCACCACGCAGGGAUGGUGCUGCUCAACUCCCUUCUGGCCACCGUGCCUGUGCGCAGUUCUGUGGACGAGCUUGUUGGCAUUGACUACUCCCUCCUGAAGGAUCCUUCAGCCUCCGCCAGCAAUCUGGACAUGGACUUCCGGGGAGCCUUCUUCCCCCUGGCUGAGGCGAACUGGAGCCUGCCCAACCGCGCAGUGGAGCCCCAGCUGCAGGAGGAGGAGCGGAUGGUGUACGUGGCCUUCUCUGAGUUCUUCUUUGACUCCGCCAUGGAGAGCUACUUCCGGGCCGGUGCCCUGAAGCUGUCGCUGGUGGGGGACAAGGUGCCCCAAGAGCUGGACGUGCUGCUGAGGGCCACCUACUUUGGGAAUAUCGUCCUCCUGAGCCCAGCAGUGAUCGACUCCCCGCUGAAGCUGGAGCUGCGGGUCGUGGCACCACCUCGCUGCACCAUCAAGCCCUCGGGAACCACCAUCUCCGUCACUGCCAGCCUCACCAUCGCCCUGGUCCCGCCCAACCUGCCCGAGGUCCAGCUGUCCAGCAUGACCAUGGACGCCCGUCUCAGCGCCAAGAUGGCACUCCGGGGAAAGGCGCUGCGCACACAGCUGGGCCUGCGCAGGUUCCGAAUCUACUCAAACCAGUCCGCACUGGAGUCACUGGCACUGAUCCCGCUACAGGCCCCUCUGAAGACCAUGCUGCAGAUUGUGGUGAUGCCCAUGCUCAACGAGCGGACCUGGCGUGGGGUGCAGAUCCCACUACCGGAGGGUAUCGACUUUGUGCGCGAAGUGGUGACCAACCACGCAGGCUUCGUCACCAUCGGGGCCGACCUCCACUUUGCCAAAGGGCUGCGAGAGGUGAUUGAGAAGAACCGGCCUACUGACACCAGGGAGCCUGGGGCAUCCAGUGCCGCACCAGCCCCCACAGCAGCUGUCUGAGCCUCAACCGCCACCCUGGCAGCUGCAUUCAGGACUCCAAGGCCUCUCAGCCCCUCCCUCGCCCCCUCCCAGCCUGUAGUGACAAACCUGUCACCGUCCUCUCUAACCCCCAGUGCCACAGAGAAGACAGAGUUUUAAGCUGUACCCAAUUUAAUUCCAUAAUCACAGUCAAUCUAUCAAUUACAGUCCCUUGUUCCCUCCCA
This is a messenger RNA of Equus quagga, 1845 nucleotides long. RefSeq names its product phospholipid transfer protein (gene PLTP). The coding region runs from base 152 to 1642 and encodes 496 amino acids. Lineage: Eukaryota; Metazoa; Chordata; Mammalia; Perissodactyla; Equidae. The record is from RefSeq and is a predicted model, not a curated record. The transcript is spliced from 16 exons. Gene Ontology annotation, biological process: high-density lipoprotein particle remodeling; phospholipid transport; ceramide transport. Gene Ontology annotation, molecular function: phosphatidylcholine intramembrane carrier activity; phosphatidylglycerol binding; phosphatidylcholine binding.